GUAAUAAUUAAUAGCAUGCUAAUUGUGAUGGAGAUGAUGCGCUUUGUCUUAUUGUUCCAACGCAAUGGAAGAGAGCGAGAAAGCGGCGAAAUCCGGGUAAAAUGUAAGAGGAUUUGAUUCCCGACCACUGAAAGAGAUUAAGUCGACAGCAGUGCAAGUGAAAUUGUGCUGCAUAUAAAAAUAGGACGGAUUGGUCUUUCGAUGUGAGAUUGGUACCACCUUCUAUUCUGUAACACAAUCGCCAUGUACUCAAGUGAUCUCAUUUUUUAGGAACAUAGCACAAUUAUUCUGCUAUAGUAAAGCUUUAUUCUUGUGGAUUUGGGCUGGUAGAUGACUAAUUUGCUGUAAACCGGGAAGAGUUUCGAUGAAGAGUGCGCGAGAGCUGCGCGCGCUCAGCAGCAGCAUCAUCAUCAUCAGCAGUAGCAGCAGCAGCCUCGAGCUCAAAUUCAGCACAGCUCACAUCUCAGAGCAUCAUCUCCUCGCAUCCAGACAUAAAAGACGUUUGCAAAAGUUUGACGAUAAGGUGCGAUCGAUUUAACGUAAGUGCAUAAGACUUGAUGGUUGUGUCUUGCUGGAAAUUGUAAAAACCGAUGGUUGGGGGAUCACAACGGCAUUGAAAGGUAGUGCCAUAUUCCUGGAAAUCUAAAAUUGAUUAUGAGUGAGGAUUCAUCCUUUGGAGAAUGAUGUGGGGUGGAAGAGGAGCAGCUUGGCUUUGGAUUUGGGCCUGUUUACUGGUGACCAGUGUUCUGGCUGGAAAAAGCUCCAAUCAGAAUACAGAUGAGCAGAAAGACAACACCACAGUUUUCACCAGGAUUCUGGACAGCCUCCUCGAUGGCUAUGACAACCGUCUUAGGCCUGGUCUUGGAGAGCGUGUAACCGAAGUCAAGACUGACAUUUUCGUGACGAGUAUUGGGCCAGUCUCAGACCAUGACAUGGAGUACACCAUAGAUGUGUUCUUCAGGCAGAGCUGGAAGGAUGAGAGGCUGAAAUUCAAAGGUCCCAUGGCAGUGCUCCGUCUCAACAAUCUCAUGGCUAGCAAAAUCUGGACCCCUGACACAUUUUUCCACAAUGGCAAGAAGUCAGUCGCCCAUAAUAUGACCAUGCCUAACAAACUUCUUCGGAUCACAGAAGAAGGAACUCUGCUUUACACCAUGAGGCUUACAGUCAGAGCUGAAUGUCCGAUGCACUUAGAGGACUUCCCAAUGGAUGCCCAUGCUUGCCCUCUCAAGUUCGGCAGCUAUGCCUACACAAAGGCUGAAGUGGUGUAUGUAUGGACACGAGGGGCAGCACAAUCUGUGGUUGUGGCUGACGACGGCUCCCGCCUCAACCAGUAUGACUUGAUGGGACAGACUGUCGACUCGGGUGUGGUGCAAUCCAGCACUGGAGAGUAUGUUGUCAUGAAAACACAUUUCCAUCUCAAAAGGAAGAUUGGUUACUUUGUCAUCCAGACGUAUUUGCCAUGUAUCAUGACCGUGAUCCUGUCCCAGGUGUCCUUCUGGCUAAACAGGGAAUCUGUCCCUGCCAGAACUGUGUUUGGAGUGACCACUGUCCUUACCAUGACUACCCUAAGUAUCAGCGCGAGAAACUCUCUCCCCAAGGUGGCCUAUGCCACAGCCAUGGACUGGUUCAUUGCUGUUUGUUACGCCUUUGUCUUCUCGGCUCUCAUAGAGUUUGCCACGGUUAACUACUUCACAAAGAGGGGUUACGCCUGGGAUGGGAAAAGUGUGGUGCCAGAAAAGCAAAAGAAGAAGAAGGAGUCAUUGCUGAAAAAGAACAACACCUACACUGCUGCAACAGCAACAGCUUUUGCUCCGAACAUUGCCAGAGACCCUGGUUUGGCAACUAUUGCUAAAAGUGCCCCCCCUCCUCCAACCGAGCCCAAGGAAGAGCCAAAACCCAAACCUCCCGAGGCAAAAAAGACCUUCAACAGUGUGAGCAAGAUCGAUAGGAUUGCCAGAAUAGCCUUCCCGUUGCUCUUCGGAACCUUUAACUUAGUGUAUUGGGCCACUUACUUGAAUAAAAAACCCAAAUUACAGGGUGCCCUGCAACCACACUAAGUCUAUCUACUCUGUCUUUUUUCCCCAUAUGUUUCUAAACAAUUACGAAAAAAGUGAAAAGAAACAAUUUGUCUCAAAUUUGUUUCGAUGUUAGUCAAGUUCCCACUUUCAAAUUUGUGUCAACAUAUGUAACAUACUGUAUCUUCCUAUAUGAUAAAGAGAGGGACUGCAUUAUGUACAAACCACUGCAUUGGAAUGGAACUAGACACUAGUAGAGUGUCUAAAGUGGACCAUCGAAAUAGUGUAAUAAAAAUAGUUUAAAACUCAUUUCCUUAAGGAAUAGUUCACCCAUAAAUACAUUUUCUGUCAUUAUAUACUCUUCUUCAUGUUAUUCCAAUCCUGUCUGAUCUUGUAGAACACAAAAUGAGACACUUUGCUCUUUUUGUUACAAUGGCAGUUUAGUGACUAUGUCUGUCCAGACCUGAAAAGGACAAACACACCAACAAGCACCAUAAAAGUAAAAAUAUACCGUACACUUCAUUCCAAGUCUUCUAAAGUCCCGUUCCUCACAAGAAGCUACCACAUGGCUUUAGAAGAUUUACAGUAUAAAUUUUGUAUAGAAUAUUUUUAUGGUGCUUUCAUUGUCUUUUUUAUGUGGUGACUAUGUAGGUGUAUGUGCAAAAUUAAAAAAAAUAAAAAAAUAAAUAACUUCUACUUCUGUGUUCCAGAAAAAAACAAAACAAAAUAAAAAACAGCCUACAGUUUGAGUAAAUGGGGGAACUAUUCUAAGAUGUUUAUUUCGACAUUUAAAUAUGUUUUUGCAUUACAUUAGCAAUGUACAUGGAAUAAGUUUGCAUGGGUGAAGCUUUUCUAUACCCAAUCAACAGCUUGAUUUAAACUGUCAUGUGUUUCUCUGUUUUCUUUAGCCUGUGUUUUAGAUCUUAUGUUAUUUGACAUAUUCUACUAGGGUUCCAUUAACAGCAAUAAAACAUGUCUCAGUGGAGAAAAAAAAAAUACUCAUGGAUAUGAAAAUUGAAGAGAACUUAAAAAAGAUUAAAGUGUAUAUCAUAGAGCAUACUAUUUAUUUAGUUUUCAUGUAAAUAUAAAGUGUUAGAGAUGUCAAUAUUAAUUUUGAGCUUUGCUAAAUGUAACUACAAGGUACAAACUCAGUGCUUGCCAGAAAGAGUGAUUUUGUGUUUCGAUUUGUGCAGAUCAUUGAGAAAAUUUGGGUAUGUAAUUUUUUUUUUUUUUCAGAGAUCUACUAGACACUAGUUUGGAUUCACCUUUACAUGAUUAUAAUACAUAAAUGAAAACCAAGUAUACAUGUGCAGUUGUACAUUUUAUAAAGAGUUUAAGAGGAGGGACUACAGUAGAUAUUUAGAAAAAAAUGUAAACUUCUGUCUUGAUGUCAGAAUGCAAUUUUAUAUUUAGCAUUGAAAAUAGUCUUUAGUCUUUAUUUUGGUAGAUGGUUUUUGAAACAUUGUGGCUGGUGCACAAUUAUGGCAUUAGGGUUUUCACUUAUGUGCUGUUACUCGCUAGCAUCACUUUAGUGUGAUCAAGUCAGAGUGGAUCAAGAGUAGUGCCUUGUAUAUAUUUGCAAGUUGAAAGGGUACUUUCUUAGAAGGUGCUCUACUUUAGUUUGUUUUAAUUUUAUGGGCAACCUUUUAAAAACGUCACUGAAAGAAAGUAUCAGCCACACUGCCUUUUGUCUCACAAGUCAUAGUGAACAUAUAAACAUAAUCCAUUACAGACAUGUUUGUCCCUGCUUGUUAAUGCAAACUAAAAGAAAACAUAUCUAGGUAUUAUCCAUGUAUGUGAAUACACUGUUCUACAUAUAAAUAUGUCUUGUAAUGCUAUAACAAUGCCAAUUUUUUUUUUAUGUUUGUGGCAUGUCAGUUGCUCAAGCACCUAUUAAAAAACAACUUAUAAAGGAGUAUCCUCUCUAUUUUUGGAUUGAGAGAGAGAGAGAGAGAAAAAAAGUUCUUUUAAAUGAAGAACUUUGACAUAAUCAUACUUUACUUUGAUGUAGCAAUAUAGAUUAGUAAGGGCUUUUUUUGUGAUUGAAGUGAUAAAAGGCACACCAUUAUGAUCAAUUUGAGUUGCUAUUCUUGGUAUGUUAAUGUAUGCCUAAGUUGGCAGUGCUCCUCUGUUUUUGUCAAUUUGUUACUUUCUUUAUUUAAAAAUACACUUUUUUUUUUUUUUUUUUUCAAAAUUUUGGAAUGGAUGUUUUUGGGGUAGGUCACUGGAUAAGGAUAUUUCUGGCACAUUAUCUGGACUUUGUGAUGCAGAUAAAUGUCAUGUUACCCCACUUUAUUAUAUACUUCGAUCUUCACAAGAACCUCUUUGAUAGUACCUGGGAAUUUGCUGAGUUUGUGCCAGAUCGAGCAAAGACUGGAAGUUUACUCUGGGAUAUGUGUGAAAACAGUAUGCACAUGCACAGUCAUGGAGUCCUUUGGAGCCAGACUUUUGUGAAUGCGAUAAAAUUUUGAGUUAAUUGUGGUUUAAACUCAAUAUCUUAUCUUGUAUUGAAACAGUGUGUGUGUGUAUAUAUAUAUAUAUAUAUAUAUAUAUAUAUAUAUAUAUAUAUUUAUAUAUAUAUAUAUAUAUAUUUAUUAUCCAUGAUGAUACUUGUUCUAAAGAUGCAGCAUUUUAUUUGUACCAACCUGUUGUUAUGCAUUUUGCACAUUAGAGGCAUAUUUGAUAUUUAUGUAGUCAGCUUUGUGCUAUGCAAGGAUAGCUUUAAAUCAUAUUAAUUAGCUUCGCACCCCUCAUCACUGUCGUUUUCAAUAUAUAUUGUAAAAAUUCAGUUACAAACUGUGCACCCUAUUUAGCUGUGGGACUGUUUGUCAUUCAGAAAAUCUAAAAAAAAAAUGGGUUGUUCAGUUUUGGAAUAAUCCAUUUCAAAGAUAUGGUAAUGUGGCAAUAAAAAAGACAGAUUGAAAAUAAUUCAGUUAGUGUAAUAUAAUAUGUACGUACACAUCAAUUAAUAGAUAAAUUUAGAUUGUUUUGUUGCAUCUAAUAAUAUUUUUUUGAUUGUGUUAUGAAUUAAGAAUUUGUAUUUUUUUUAUGGGAGAUUAUAGCAUUUCAUAUGCAUACCAGAUUGUGAAAGUGGUUUUAUUUUUUGAUUUUGCAGUGUACUGGAUAAACCCAACACAUGCUGUAAUUAAAAAAACUACAUUUGUGCUUUGCAAAAGUUGAAGUAACUACUAACUUUAAAGGAUGAACAUGCGCAUACAUGGCCAUUGGCACAAACAGCUAUGUGCACAAGUCCAGAGUGAAAGAAUGAUUUAUUCUGUACUGUAUACUGGGAAAUGGCUAUUGUCUUUGUAAAGGUUUGCUUUCUUAAUGUUAUAGCCCUGUAUAAUUUGAUUAUGUUCAUUAGUCAUACAAUAAAAGGAAAAAAAGAAA
Messenger RNA from Ctenopharyngodon idella (grass carp), 5405 nucleotides. It is a transcript of the gene gabra1, whose product is annotated as gamma-aminobutyric acid type A receptor subunit alpha1. The record is from RefSeq and is a predicted model, not a curated record. Bases 681 to 2057 code for a protein of 458 amino acids. Gene Ontology annotation, cellular component: dendrite membrane; GABA-A receptor complex; postsynapse. Lineage: Eukaryota; Metazoa; Chordata; Actinopteri; Cypriniformes; Xenocyprididae. Gene Ontology annotation, molecular function: benzodiazepine receptor activity; inhibitory extracellular ligand-gated monoatomic ion channel activity; transmitter-gated monoatomic ion channel activity involved in regulation of postsynaptic membrane potential. Gene Ontology annotation, biological process: chloride transport; regulation of postsynaptic membrane potential; synaptic transmission, GABAergic. The transcript is spliced from 10 exons.